This is a messenger RNA of Hymenoscyphus albidus, 600 nucleotides long. NCBI's taxonomy places the organism in Eukaryota, Fungi, Ascomycota, Leotiomycetes, Helotiales, Helotiaceae. The record is from the annotation of a GenBank genome assembly.
AUGAGCCUCCCAGUUGAAGAAAUGAGCGAAGAUUGGGACUUGCCGAACCUGCUUGCAACCUACUGGCACGACGGUAGUGGAGAUUGGGCCGCCCCCUUAGAUCUUCAGCCCCUCACCAAUGAAAACAUCAAUUGGGUCGAGAGUUUCAUCAAGUUCGCCAUCAUGGAUCAUGUUGUUUGGAAGCCAGGUGAAAUUGAGAUGAUGACCGAGGAGAGAUGGGCAGUAUUCUUCAACAAGAUGCGCGAAGGUGGCAACAAUGGGAUCGUUCUGGUAAUGAAGGCACGAAUUUGCACUUGGUUGGACGUCAGAUACGGACUCUACCAAUGGCAAUUUUUCCAAUGUUUCUGCCGUGAACUAAGCGAUUAUCUCCAAAAGAAUUUCUACAAAUAUGAGAAUGAUGAGGACAACCUUUUUGACAUUGAUUGGGCGGAAGCUGUUCAUCACCUGGCGGGAGUCAAAGUCGCAUACCCUGACUCACAAGAUGAUCCCAACCCAAUGAACGUUAUUCGAGCAAUAUUUGACCGUAGAAUUUCCUACGAGGAGAUUCCACGCCCAUUCCCAUCAGGAUCUGGAUUGGGAUCGUUCUUUGAAUACGAGUAA